AUGGCUAAGAUCAAGACUAUUGAAUACUUUCGGGUGCUACCCCGGUGGCUGUUCGUCAAGAUCGUCGACGACGACGGCAACUAUGGCUGGGGAGAAAGUACACUAGAAGGGCACACCGAGGCCGUCGAGGGCACUCUCAAUGCCCUCAUUAAGCGAUUCCAAGGAUAUGAGGCAGAUGAUAUUGAACACAUAUGGCAGAUGUCCUGGCGCUUGGGCUUCUACCGUGGAGGUCCCGUUUUUAUGUCCGCCAUAUCCGGCAUUGAUAUCGCCCUCUGGGAUCUAAAGGGCCGCAAGCUCGGCGUCCCUAUCCACCAGCUGAUCGGCGGCAAGGUUCGGAAUAAGCUUUCCGUCUAUGCUUGGAUUGGCGGCGACCGUCCUUCUGAUGUAGAAGCCGCGGGGAAAGCCCGUCUCGCACAGGGAUUCAAAGCUAUCAAAAUGAACGCAACGGAAGAUGUCAACUGGCUAGAUUCCCCCAGUGCGCUCGACUCCAGCGUCGAACGACUAAAAGCCGUAAAGGCACUAGGCCUAGAUGCUGCCCUGGACUUCCACGGCCGCCUGCACAAGCCUAUGGCGAAACAACUCGCCAAAGCACUAGAACCAUACCGUCCACUCUUCUUGGAAGAGCCUCUCCUCUCCGAACACCCCGAGGGCAUAAAACAGCUAUCAGACCAAGUCUCCUGCCCCAUCGCCCUAGGCGAACGCCUUUAUAGCCGAUGGGACGUCAAGCGAUUCCUCGAAGACGCGAGCGUCGACGUCCUUCAACCUGAUAUCAGCCACUGUGGAGGCAUCUCCGAGUUGCGGCGCAUUGCUUCUAUGGCGGAGACGUACGACGUUGCGAUAGCGCCGCAUUGUCCGCUAGGUCCUAUUGCACUAGCGGCUUGUAUGCAGGUUGAUCUGGCGACGCCGAACUUCGUGAUCCAGGAGAUGAGCUUGGGGAUGCAUUACAAUACUGAAGCGGGCGAGUAUGAUAUCACGAGCUAUGUUAAGGAUGCGAGUGUCUUUGCUGUGAAAGACGGACACGUUGAUGCGCUCACGGCGCCUGGGUUGGGCAUUGAGGUUGAUGAGGACGUUGUUCGGCGUGUUGCUGAGACCACUGAGCCAUGGCUGCCUAAGGAGUUUUUUGGUCCGGAUGGAGGCCUCCGGGAGUGGUGA
Aspergillus calidoustus is the source of this 1152-nucleotide messenger RNA. NCBI's taxonomy places the organism in Eukaryota, Fungi, Ascomycota, Eurotiomycetes, Eurotiales, Aspergillaceae. The record is from the annotation of a GenBank genome assembly.